Molecule: messenger RNA, 438 nt
Organism: Macroventuria anomochaeta
Lineage: Eukaryota; Fungi; Ascomycota; Dothideomycetes; Pleosporales; Didymellaceae
Exons: 1
Source: RefSeq, a predicted model, not a curated record
GCUCGUAAGUGGCUGGCAGAAUGCUGCGAGAACCAUACGAGCUGUUGUGAUGCCGGCGAUGCACCUACUCGAGUGUUGCCUAAUCGUAUCUUGGACCUUGGCACCCAUGAAAACGCCGAUGAGGAUAUCUGUCUCCUUGAGCCGACUGCUCUAUACACUGGACGGUAUAUCUGCCUUUCACACUGCUGGGGUUCAAGUGGUUGCGCACUGAAAACGACGACGAGGAACGCUGACGAGCACAAACUACGGAUACAGUUUUCCGAUCUUCCCAAAACAUUUCAGCAUGCGGUCAAUUUCACUCGAUGGCUUGGAGUUCGCUAUCUUUGGAUCGAUGCCUUGUGUAUCAUACAAGAUGAUCAAGACGACUGGUGCCGAGAAUCACCCACUAUGGCGAGCGUGUAUGCAGAUUCGUGCCUGACAUUAUCAGCAGCCAGUGCA